AUGUCAAGAGUAGACUCUUCAGAGGAAGACCUCCCUGAAACCCAGCCGCUCGCCAUUGAACAGUUGAUCCAGAAAGCAGGAGGCUUCGGCAGGUUCCAGUGGGCAAUGGUGGUAUUCGGAGGCCUAGCUAGACAAGGAGUCACCUUCUUUUUCUACACACUUGCUUACUUGGAGCUUGUACCGAAGCUUGAGUGAAAGAAUCAGACCAUGCAGACUUUUGAGACAUGAGAAGUUGAGGAUAUCUGUGAUGGAAGAGAUCUUAUUGAUAGAGACUUAUGGAGGGUAGACUUCUCUGAUAGCAGAAGUUUCCAUAACUGGAUGACCGACCUUGAGCUGUACUGUUACAGCGAUUUUAUGAUUGGCCUUCUUGGGUCUAUAACUUUCGUAGGCUUUGCAAUUAGCGGGCUUGGCUUGAAGCAAUCAGAUAGAUUUGGGCGAAAGAAAGCUAUUCUUGGAGGAACACUUUUGUCAUUUGUUGCAAUCGGUAUGAUGUUCUUCUGGAGAAACCUCUAUGCUAAAUAUGCUGCAUUGUUGAUAGUAGGAUUUGUUAGUUUCAAAGAUGUUGCUAUUUAUAUCCUAGUGGUUGAGUCACUUCCAAAGAAGUCUCAAAUUUAUGCUGCAAGUUGGGUUUUAUCAUCAGACCCAUUAAUCACUUCAAUCCCUGCGACCAUCUUCUUGAUGGCUGGGGGUAAGCAAUUACAGCAUUUCUAUAUUGCAGGACUUGUGAUGUCUGUGCUUUCAUUCUUUCUGACUCUGAUGGUUCCUGAGUCUCCGAAGUACUUAUUAGAGAAGGGAAAGUAUGGUGAACUUCGCAAGAACUUAGCGUUCAUGGCUAGGUUUAAUGGAGUAAGCAUGGGGGAAUAUCAAAUUGAAGGAGAGUUAGUUCCACCUGAUCCUCUCGAAACUCCUGAGAAUAGUCAAAAUAAGGAUAAAAGUGACCGAGAUCAAUCAGAUUUUAUUAACAAUAGUGACAAUAUUUCUGAGACAAAGAUGAACAACACUGAGAACGAUAGCAGCCAGCCUCUGUUAGGUAAAGUCGGUGCAAAAGAGUUCUCAAUAUGGCAAGAACUCAAAGACAGAAGAACCCUACUAAACCUCAUGUGUGUCAUUGUAGUUUUCUGUGUUGUGUCAUUCAACUACUACAUGAUCAGUUUCUACCUCAAAUACGUGGAAGGUAAUAUCUACGUCAACACACUUGCAGGCUCUUUAUCGGAAAUAGCAGGUAAUUUUGGAUCAGGCUUCAUUCAGAUGUGGAUAGGAUCCAAAUACUCUUUGAUUGUUUGUUUUGGGUUUUCGCUAAUCUCUGCAGUGCCAUUAUUAUUUGUCACCAACUCCAUAGUCAUAGCUAUCUGCGUGUUCUCAGGUAAAUUCUUCAUCGAAGGAGGGUUCAACAUUGCUUACUUCGUCAACCCUGAGAUUUUCCACCCCUUAUUCGUAUCGUUCUCAUUCGGGCUGUGUAACUUUGUCGCCAGGAUAUUCACGAUAUUUGCUCCACAAGUAGCAGAGAUCCAGCCGAGACAGACUCCGAUCAUUAUCCUGUUGGUGUUCACCUUCGUGGCUGGGUUUUUUACGUUGUUUUUGAGAGCCAAGAAAGAAGAAAAAUAAAUAUUUUGGAUGCUUAGGAGUUCAACUAGGA
This is a messenger RNA of Moneuplotes crassus, 1636 nucleotides long. NCBI's taxonomy places the organism in Eukaryota, Ciliophora, Spirotrichea, Euplotida, Euplotidae. The record is from the annotation of a GenBank genome assembly.